GCAUCCAGACAAGUCUAAUAUAUUUGUCUAACUUGGAUCGGGUUUUGUUUUGUUACUUGGUGGUCUCUCUUCUGACUCUGUUGAUCAUCGGAGAUUGAUAUUCGCCAUGGACAGAGCACAGUUGAUAUUGUUGGGUUUACCGAUAUUCUUGUUUUGCUCGGAUCUCUUCAACCUAUUCACUCCUCCGCCUCCGAAACCUCCGCCUAACCGUCCUCAUCAGCCACAACCGCAUGUCCCUCACCAGCAGCCUCCGGCUGGGUUCACACCCGAAACCCUAGAUUUCCCUUCUCAGAAACAAAGUGGAUUAGGAGCAGUUGGUUAUGGAAACACCGUUGAGAUCAACUUCUGCGUCUCCUGUUCUUUCAAGGGAACUGCAGUGACCAUGAAGAAGAUGUUAGAGACGGAGUUUCCGGGUUUGGAUGUGAUUCUCGCGAACUACCCAGCACCAGCACCAAAGCGCCUUCUAGCUAAGGUUGUUCCGGUUGUUCAGAUGGGGGUUAUCGGUAUGAUAGUUGCAGGUGAUCGUGUUUUCCCCAUGAUUGGAAUUGCGCAGCCACCUGCUUGGUUCAACUCCUUGAGGGCCAAUAGAUUUGGAUCCAUGGCUUCCACUUGGCUUGUCGGAAACUUUCUGCAGUCUUACCUUCAAAGCUCAGGGGCCUUUGAAGUUCUCUGCAACGGGGAACUGGUGUUUUCUAAAUUGAAAGAAGGUAGGUUCCCGGGAGAGAUCGAGCUGAGAGAUCUCAUCAGUAAGAAGUUGACAAGACCGAGCAUCGUCUCAGGUAGCUACUGAGGUAGUAUCAUCAUCAGAAGAAAGAAGAUGUCGAUAAUGAAAGGUGUACCCUUUCCACAAGUAGUGUUUCGAUCUCAUGUGCCCAAAAAGCUGCUGAUGUAGCAAUCAAUACCUUGUUCCUUUGGUUUUAACUAGCAUGUACUCUUUCAUUCAAUCAUUUUGGUUACAUCA
This is a messenger RNA of Brassica oleracea var. oleracea, 961 nucleotides long. RefSeq names its product selT-like protein. Gene Ontology annotation, biological process: cell redox homeostasis. Gene Ontology annotation, molecular function: thioredoxin-disulfide reductase (NADPH) activity. Lineage: Eukaryota; Viridiplantae; Streptophyta; Magnoliopsida; Brassicales; Brassicaceae. Gene Ontology annotation, cellular component: endoplasmic reticulum membrane. The record is from RefSeq and is a predicted model, not a curated record. The transcript has 4 exons. The coding region runs from base 107 to 790 and encodes 227 amino acids.